CCAGCAUGCUGCGAAAGGAGAGGUCAAUUAUUCCGCCGACUAGCGUUGUUUCGGCAUUAUUCUCCAGACUGCGGGCCCGCGUCAUCCGGCUUGCCAUCCCCGCCAUAUCUAAUAAGCAUUCUCCAGAGCUGAAGCUCGUUGUUGCUUCAGCAAUAUCAAUAUCUCCCGCAGGACGCUAACAUCUAAGACGCUUGAACAUGCCUUACUUUCCGAUGAAUACCGGCAAGAAAAUUGAAUCAGAUGCGCCCAAGGAGGCACUACCUGAGCAGAGAUCGGGACAUACCACGAACCCUCCGGCUUCAGUGAUAGUCAAGAACCGCCGCAAGCGCUAUCUUGACGCUCACCCGGAGUAUUUCUCUGCUGACCUCGAGCUUGCCGACCCAUUAUUAUACGAUCGUCUAAUCCGUCGAUUCCAGACACCGGCAGAGAGGGAAGCCGAAGGUCGUGCCAAAGGAUAUUCCGGCGUGCUGGAGGCGGAUCUGCGGAGGUCGGAGGCGAAACUGGAAGCUCUGGCUCAUCCAGACCCCAAUGCCAUGCUUAGCUAUAGCGUUGGACCUAACGGCGAGAUCCUAGCAGAGGACCGAGAUGACGUACCUGAAGAUAAGGAAGAGGGAGAAAAGAGGUGGCGUUGGGAAAUGGAGAUGCGGUUCUUGAAGGGUGCCGAUUACGACUUCGAUUAUAAGACCGUUGACGAAAAUGACGAAUACGACGACUGGGGUGUAGAGCAAGAACGGUAUUUCGAUGAGGAAGAGCCUGAGUGGAUAGUCGACAAGUCAAAUGGAGGCGAACCAAAGGCUAAACUGCAGGGAGAGACAGGCAUACAGGAUUUCUGAGAUGCUAUUGUUGCACUACGCAUACAGCUUUUUGGAUACACAGGCUCGCCAAUCUAAAAAGCUCAUCAUAGA
This is a messenger RNA of Paecilomyces variotii, 905 nucleotides long. RefSeq names its product coiled-coil domain-containing protein-domain-containing protein. Bases 198 to 833 code for a protein of 211 amino acids. The record is from RefSeq and is a predicted model, not a curated record. The transcript is spliced from 2 exons. NCBI's taxonomy places the organism in Eukaryota, Fungi, Ascomycota, Eurotiomycetes, Eurotiales, Thermoascaceae.